Molecule: messenger RNA, 519 nt
Organism: Staurois parvus
Lineage: Eukaryota; Metazoa; Chordata; Amphibia; Anura; Ranidae
Source: the annotation of a GenBank genome assembly
UGGUCAUCCCUGUACUGUGUCCGCAGUCUCUGGUCAUCCCCUGUACUGUGUCCGCAGUCUCUGGCCAUCUCCUGUACUGUGUCCGCAGUCUCUGGUCAUCUCCUGUACUGUGUCCGCAGCCUCUGGUCAUCUCCUGUACUAUGUCUGCAGUCUCUGUCAUCCCUGUACUGUCCGCAGUCUCUGGUCAUCUCCUGUACUAUGUCCGCAGUCUCUGGUCAUCUCCUGUACUAUGUCCGCAGUCUCUGGUCAUCUCCUGUACUGUCCGCAGUCUCUGGUCAUCUCCUGUACUGUCCGCAGUCUCUGGUCAUCUCCUGUACUAUGUCUGCAGUCUCUGGUCAUCUCCUGUACUAUGUCUGCAGUCUCUGGUCAUCUCCUGUACUGUCCACAGUCUCUGAUCAUCUCUGUACUAUGUCCGCAGUCUCUGAUCAUCUCCUGUACUAUGUCCGCAGUCUCUGGUCAUCUCCUGUAGUCUGCAGUCCAUUAGUUCAGAAUUUUAUUUUUUUCCUGUUUUCUGCCUCU